Molecule: messenger RNA, 2596 nt
Organism: Paramecium sonneborni
Lineage: Eukaryota; Ciliophora; Oligohymenophorea; Peniculida; Parameciidae
Source: the annotation of a GenBank genome assembly
AUGAGAACAAAAAACCAUAACAAGGCCAAAUCUUUACAUACAAUUUAAGAAGUUUCAAAUACUAAAACAUUCUUUAUUAAUCGAAUCACUUAAAGAUCUUUUAUAAAGACUAUCAUUCCUCCCUUACCUCUUACAUUAUUACCUUAGAUUUAAGUUCCUGCUCCUCUAACUGGAAGAGUUGUAGCUAGAAAAGUUAUAAAAGCAACUUAAUUAAAAACUUAAGAAAGUGUUCCGGAGAAUGAGAUUAAACAAUAACAAUCAAUUUUCAAAUUAGUUGCAUCUGCUGAAUUUAAAAAUAUCAUUACAGAAGAAAAGUCAAAGAAAGAGGAUGAUAAAAAUUUUAUAUUAGAUGGUCCAUUAGAAUUUAAAAAAGAAUGGAGAAGUAAAAUCUUUUAGGUAAAUCCUAAUCUAGAAGAGUCUUUUAAUUAAAUAGAUGACAAUAUAAACAUCUAAAUAUUUUUGAAGAAGAUUAGAUAAAUUAUUACUACUAGUCAUAUUCUGCAUAAUGAUAUUCAUACAAAUGAAAAUAGUUUCUUAUCAGAUAAAUUUAAAACAUAGUUAACAAGUCCUCGAUUUACAUUUACUAACCAUUUAUCAACAAUUUAGUUUUAAAAUUAACCUACCUAAUUAUAGAAAGCAGGAACUAUUGUAUAAUAAGUUCUAGAAGCUAUUGAAGAGAAAAAAGCUGAAAUCUAACCUUUACCUUAAAAUAAUCGUAGAAAAUUAACUAUCUCUGUAUUUAGUCCUGAAAACUAAGUUGGAAUAUUCUCCUUCAGUAUACCAGAUUAUGGAUAACGAUUAUAGGAAUAAGAUGAAAUUUAAGAAUAUACAGAUAAACCUAAGCAUGUUUUAAAGUAAGCUUUGCAAUUUGUAAGUAAAUAUAAUAUUAUCAUAGAUCUCUUCAUAACCUAAGAAAAUGACAACCAAAUUUUCCAAAUCUAUUUUAAAAAUUGUAGGAAUAACCGAAGAAGAAAAUUAGUAAGAAGAUGUCCAUCAAUUUUAUAAUUUAUAAAAAGUAAUUAUUUUAUGAAGUAAGACUAGAAGGUUCAUGAAGAUGUAUUUACAAAAUAAGAUGUCUCGCAUUUUCACUAAAUUAGAAGAGAAUAUCCUAUUACAUUUACAAUUAAUAUAAGAAAAAAGAGGAUCAAUCUCUUUUUCUAAACCUUGUGAAAGUUAAUAAUCUAGUAGAGUUUAUUCUUGGUGUACCAAUCCUGCUAAUAGUAAUCAUGAAUCCUUGUCAAAUCCAACAUUUUAAAUUGAAAUAGAAUGUAAUCGUUUUUUACUAACUUAAAUCUAUUAAUGUGAAUAUUCUUUUGAUGAUUCAGAAUGUAAUUGUCAAAGUUUUAGCAGUGAAAAUUAAUUUUCAGAUAUGUUAGAAUGUUAAUCUUAAAUUAAAAUUACCAAUCUAAAUAAUCAUAUUUAAUUUAUAAUCAACAGUUUAGAUUGUGUUGAUAGAAAUAUGAUGUUACAAGAAACUGAUAGUCUUAUUGAUACUAAAAUAGUUCAUCAUUAAAUUCAUCCUACAUUUGAUGGAUAAAUAAUGAGAAAUAUUAAUUCUAUAGUUAGAUUUCUUAAACACAAAGACUAAAUUAGAGUAACAAAAUUAAUGUUUCUUCAAUACAACAAUAUAUUAACAGGAGAAUUCGAAGAUUAACAUGAAAUAAAUAAUUUGAAUACAGAUUAUGGUUUAAUUGAAGUAGAACUUGAAGAAAAUCCAUAACCAGUAUAAUCAACAAUAAAGAUUGAUAUAGCAAAAAUGUUUAUAAAAGCUGCAAAACCAAUUUAGAAGAAGAAGUCUAAUUAAGAUUAAUCUCCUUCAAGUGAGAGAUCAAAUUAGAAGGCAAAUUCUAAAAUAAUAUCAUCUCCUAGACAUUAAACAAUAAUUUAAUAGAAUAAGCCAGUAAAAUAAUUAUUAGAAGCAACAUCAAGUUAAACAAGUGUUUUAAGAAGAAGAAGUGAUUCUCCAUAAGAGGAAAAUAGUAUCAAAGAAAAUAGUAAUACUAAUACAACAUAAUCAAAUAAAAUGAAAGCUACUACAUAAACUAUUUAAAAUACGACUGCUCCUAUUUCAUAAAGAGAAGAACAAAUAAAAUCAAAUGUUACUAAGAGUCAAGAUAGAAGAAAUGCAGUAAUGAUAUCUUCAAUGAGUAAACAUUCUUUACAAAUGAGAACCCAAAUUACUGAAGCUCGUAGAAGGUAGUCCAUUCCUGUUAUGGAGAUUGUAAAAUUGUUGAUAGAAGAACAGAAGUUAUCAGAAGUAUAUGUUUCAUUCAUUUAUUAAUUUUAUAGUUAGAAGAGGUAUUUGCCAAUAAUCCUAAUUUGCCUAUCAAUGAAAGAUUAAUAGAUGGAAAUACAUAUCUGAUUUUUGCAGCCUAAACAGGAAAUGUCGAAAUAGUUGAAUUACUUUUACAUAAAGGAGCCUUUGUAAAUGUACAAAAUGUAAUAGUAUCUCUUUAAUUUCGAGAAUAAUGGUGAUACGGCUUUGCAUAAAUCUAUAGCUUACAGUUUCUUCAAUAUUGCUGACAUUUUGAUUUCUUAGGGAGCAUAAAGCUUAAGAAAUCAUGAUGGUUUGACUCCUUGGUAAUUUGUGUAAUGA